AAGUUAUAUAAGGACUUUAACUACCUUUGCUGCGCAUUCUACCCGAGUCGGUGCUCAGCUUCACAGAUAUACAUUCCCAAAAUAAAAUAGCAAUGGCUGAAAAGGUUGUGCUGCACUACUUCAAUGGAAGGGGAAAAAUGGAGACUAUCCGUUGGCUUUUGACAGUUGCAGAAGUUGACUUUGAUGAGGUCCACCUGACUACCCGUGAGCAGUAUGAAAAACUCCUCAGUGAUGGAUCUCUCAUGUUUCAGCAGGUUCCUAUGGUGGAAAUCGAUGGCAUGAGGCUUGUUCAGACAAAGGCAAUCUUGAAUUACAUCGCAGAGAAGUACAAUCUUCAUGGACAAAAUCUCAAAGACCGCGUCUUGAUCAACAUGUACUCAGAGGGACUGAUCGAUCUCAUGGAAAUGAUAAUGAUUUUGCCCUUCAGCUCAGAUGUAGAAGCAAAACUGAAGAAUAUUCAAACUAAAGCAAAAGAGCGCUACCUGCCUGUGUUUGAAAAGGCGCUGUCUGGGCCCAUAUACCUGGUGGGAGGUAAACUAAGCUGUGCAGAUGUGGAGCUUCUUGAAUGCACCCUGAUGCUGGAGGAGAAGUUUCCUGGAAUCCUCGCUGAUUUUCCAAACGUCAAGUCUUUCCAGGGCAGGAUGACUCGGAUUCCCGCCAUCAGCAGGUUCCUGCAACCAGGCAGCAAGAGGAAGCCACAGCCAGAUGAGACCUAUGUGAAGACAGUCAUGGAGGUGUUCAAUGUAAAAUUACCAUUGCCAUGAACUGUGAGAGAUCUGGUACUCCUCACACAGGCAGUGUGAAUGUUUCAUUAUGCCAGCAUAGCAUGUACAGUAAAUCCAAUCCAAUCUUUUGAAACAUAUCUGUGUUUUUAAUGUGAGGAUUCUACUAAAUAAACCAUUUAUUUCUAACGAA
Messenger RNA from Seriola aureovittata, 915 nucleotides. RefSeq names its product glutathione S-transferase, alpha tandem duplicate 1 (gene gsta.1). Gene Ontology annotation, molecular function: glutathione transferase activity. Gene Ontology annotation, biological process: glutathione metabolic process. The coding region runs from base 93 to 764 and encodes 223 amino acids. The transcript has 7 exons. Lineage: Eukaryota; Metazoa; Chordata; Actinopteri; Carangiformes; Carangidae. The record is from RefSeq and is a predicted model, not a curated record.